CAAUGGCCGCUUCAUUUUUCUUGAACGAAACAUUUCCCUCUCGCUUCAAUCCUUCAGCAUCUUCAAAGUCACAAGAGGAAGAAAUGGCCGGCAGAGGAUCGUCGAAGUCGAGGAAGAGAGUGGAGGCUACUCCAGCUGACGUCGCCGCCACUGGCCCUUCGCUUGUGAGAGCCAAGGACGGCAGUGCUUUUGCUCGAUGUGAUGAGUGCGGCAAAAGUGUUCCGGUAGCCUUAAUCAGCAUGCACAGUUGCAGCCUUGAUGCCAAAAUUAGGAUGAAUUUAGAGGCUCAGACCGUUGAAAAGCAAACACAAGCCAAAAAGCCAGCUGAAAGGAAAAGAUCAGCACCAUCUGAGGUUAAGAAAUCCAAAACGGCAAAGAAAGGGAAGAAAGACAAAGAUCCAAAUGCCCCCAAACGCCCUCCUACAGCUUUCUUUAUCUUCAUGGAUGACUUCAGAAAAUCAUAUAAAGAAGCAAAUCCCGAUUCCAAAGGCGUUAAGGAGGUUGCAAAGGAAGGUGGUGAGAAAUGGAAGUCAAUGACUGAUGAAGAAAAGAAGCCUUACCAAGACAAAGCUGCUGAGCUGAAAGCAGAAUACGAAAAGGCCUUAGAAAGUCGAAAUGUUGAAAAUGAAGAGGAUGAAAAAGAAACAGAAGAGGUUGCAGCAGAGGAGGUUGAAGAAGCAACAGACGAAGAGUAAGAGUAAGACAUUCCAUGUUAAGCAUUUUGUAAUAGCAAAUAGCUAGAAAACAGCUUCUUCACCGCUUGGUUACUGUUGUAAAUUCAGAAUAUAAUUUAGUCAAACUGCUUUUGGAUUC
Molecule: messenger RNA, 813 nt
Organism: Benincasa hispida (wax gourd)
Lineage: Eukaryota; Viridiplantae; Streptophyta; Magnoliopsida; Cucurbitales; Cucurbitaceae
Gene: HMGB6
Product: high-mobility group box 6
Biological process (GO): polar nucleus fusion
Cellular component (GO): nucleus
Molecular function (GO): DNA binding
Source: RefSeq, a predicted model, not a curated record